This is a messenger RNA of Tachysurus fulvidraco (yellow catfish), 1342 nucleotides long. RefSeq names its product annexin A2-B-like. The record is from RefSeq and is a predicted model, not a curated record. NCBI's taxonomy places the organism in Eukaryota, Metazoa, Chordata, Actinopteri, Siluriformes, Bagridae. Gene Ontology annotation, molecular function: calcium-dependent phospholipid binding; cytoskeletal protein binding; phospholipase inhibitor activity. The coding region runs from base 117 to 1127 and encodes 336 amino acids. Gene Ontology annotation, cellular component: cytoplasm. The transcript has 13 exons.
CGGUGGGAGGGAAACAGAUACUGACUCAUAAACUGGUUGUAAUUAAGAGGUAAAUUUACCAUAGCUGAAGUUGCAGCGCUGCGUUUGUAUAGACGGCUUAACGACCUUACUGAGAAAUGGCAUUGGUGUCAGAAUUUCUGGGUCAGCUCACACUUGGAGUGGGGAGAGAAGCUCGGUUCCCAACAGUGGUACCGGCUGUACAUUUUGACCCGGAGAAGGAUGCGAGCUGGAUCGAUACAGCCAUCAAAACCAAAGGUGUGGAUGAGGCCAUAAUCAUUGAUAUCCUAACACAGCGCACCUACAUCCAGAGGAGAGAGAUCGCAUUUGAGUAUGAGAGGAAAACAAAAAAGGACAUGAUUACUGCCCUGAAGGCAGCGUUGACAGGAUCUCUAGAAAAUCUUAUUCUUGGCCUAAUGAAGAACACAGUGCAAUUCGAUGCCUUUGAGCUCAGAGCUUCGAUGAAGGGUCUUGGUACUGAUGAGGAGAGUUUGAUCGAGAUCGUUUGCUCUCGUAGUAACGAGGAACUGCUGGAGAUUAAAAAAGUUUACAAGGAAUUGUUCAAGAAGGACUUGGAGAAAGACGUUGCUGGAGAUACUUCCGGUGAUUUUUGUAGGUUGCUGCUGUCUCUGGUUGAGGCUAAAAGAGAAGAACCUAGCAACAUCGUGGACCUUGAAAAGAUUGAUAGUGACGCCAGAGCCCUCUAUGAUGCAGGGGUGAAGAGAAAGGGAACGGACGUGGCCACUUGGAUAGCCAUUUUCUCCGAAAGGAGUGUACUACAUCUCCAGAAAGUGUUUGAGAGGUAUAACAGCUACAGCCCAUAUGACAUAAAGGAGAGCAUUCGAAAGGAGGUGAAAGGAGAUCUGGAGAAAUCCUUCCUUACACUGGUGGAGUGCUUUGAAAACAAGCAGCUUUACUUUGCUAGCAAACUCAACGAAGCCAUGAAGCCCAAAAGCGUCAAGGACAAGGUCGUGACUCGGAUCAUGGUCUCACGCUGUGAAGUGGAUCUCAUGAAGAUCCGCAUGGAGUUUAAAACACAUUUUGGAAAAUCACUCUACCAGACAAUCUCGGAGGUCACAAAGGGUGACUACCAGAGAGCACUGCUAAAUCUGUGUGGAGGAGAUGAUUAGCAAGAAAUGGUGGGAAACGUAACUCUUCCACUGUUGUCCACAGUGAGGACGAGGAACAUAUACUGUACUGUAUAGAGCAUCCAAAGUUUUCAUAAGCUCUAGUAGUAUUUUUUUAUAGUCUGAAUUUAAAUAAAUAUUUCCAUGAUGAAAUAUGUAUUUUGAUAGGGUGUUAUUUCUCACCCAUGCAUUUCUGUCAUUAAAACUGUACAAGCAAA